Messenger RNA from Neltuma alba, 2182 nucleotides. RefSeq names its product protein LONG AFTER FAR-RED 3. The record is from RefSeq and is a predicted model, not a curated record. The transcript is spliced from 15 exons. Lineage: Eukaryota; Viridiplantae; Streptophyta; Magnoliopsida; Fabales; Fabaceae. Gene Ontology annotation, molecular function: hydrolase activity, acting on carbon-nitrogen (but not peptide) bonds. The coding region runs from base 93 to 1814 and encodes 573 amino acids.
GAAUUUUUAAUUGAAAAGCAGACGGAAGCGAAGCUGAACAGUGAACAGUGAACAGUGAACAGUGCUUACUGCUCACCGUUCAGCUCCCAAGUAUGAACAUUCGCAUGAUUCUAUCGGCUGCCAUCGUCCUCGUCUUGGCCAUUUCCUAUCUUCCUCUUCUUGACCGUAAAUAUUUUCUCAGGUGGAAGUCCUCAUUGUCUCCACGAGCAGAUUUGAUUGUGAGAAAUGGGGUCAUAUAUACGAGCGACGAGUCUCUCCUGUUUGCAGAUUCCAUGGCUGUGGGUAAUGGAAGGGUUCUUCGGGUUGGGAACUAUUCAUUUGUCCAGGAGUUGGCAGAUUAUAGAACUAAAGAGCUGGAUCUUCGGGGAAAGGUUGUAGUCCCUGGGUUUAUUGAUUCCCACGCGCAUUUCAUCAAUGGUGGACUACAGAUGGCACAGGUGGAACUGAGAGGUGUGAACAAAAAGGAAGAAUUUAUUAAAAGGAUCAAAGAUGCCGUAAAAAGCUCAAAACAAGGUUCCUGGAUUUUGGGUGGUGGAUGGAACAAUGAUCUAUGGGGAGGAGAUCUUCCCAGUGCCUCUUGGAUUGAUGAUUUUACUCAAAACAAUCCUGUUUGGCUAUCAAGAACGGAUGGUCACAUGGGAUUGGCUAACUCAGUGACACUAAAGUUGGCUGGGGUUACGAAGUUUUCAAAAGAUCCACAGGGAGGAACUAUAAUGAGAACUGCCAGUGGAGAACCAACUGGGUUGCUAAUCGAUUCUGCAAAGAAACUUGUUGAAUCCCAGGUUCCAGAGGAUUCAGUUGAUGACAGGAGAGAAGCAUUGCUUAGAGUAAGCAACCUUGCAUUGUCAAGGGGAGUGACAACAGUUGUUGACAUGGGAAGAUAUCUUCCAGGGGGAUCAUCAAAUCUUUCUUGGGAGGAUUUUUCAGAUGUUUACCAAUGGGCAGAUUCCUUGUUGAAAAUGAAAGUUCGAGUUUGUCUAUUUUUUCCAAUGGAGACAUGGUCACGUUUAGGUGAUCUUAUUAAAAAAGCAGGCUUUGCCCUGAGCCAAUGGGUAUACUUGGGUGGUGUCAAAGCAUUUGCUGAUGGGUCUUUGGGUUCCAGUAGUGCGUUAUUAUAUGAGCCAUACAUUGAUGAGCCUGAUAACUAUGGCCUGCAAGUAACAGAUGCUGAAGUCCUUCUCAACUUGACCUUGAAUUCAGAUCUGUCUGGUCUUCAGGUUGCAAUUCAUGCUAUUGGGGACAGAGCAAAUGACCUGAUCUUGGACUUGUAUAGUUUAGUAGCUUCUACAAAUGGAAUGAGAGAUCGAAGAUUCAGGAUUGAACACGCACAGCAUUUGGCUUCUGGAACUCCCAGUCGAUUUGGCAAACAAGGAGUUAUUGCAUCUGUGCAGCCAGAUUUCAUAUUAAAUGGUGCUGAAUCUGCUGGCAAAAAGCUUGGCAAGGAUAGGGCUGAAAAGGAAUCAUAUUUAUUUAAGUCACUCUUAGAUGGCAAUGCAAUAGUGGCAAUGGGCUCUGACUGGCCAGUGGCAGACAUAAAUCCCUUGAGUGGUAUUAAAACAGCAUUGACAAGAAGACCUCCGACUUGGGAAAAAUCCUGGAUUCCAUCAGAGUGCAUCCCAUUAGAGGAUGCAAUAAAAGGGUACACAAUCUCUGCUGCUCGUGCAAGUUUCCUCGAAAAUUAUGCGGGGUCCUUGUCUCCAGGAAAAUUUGCAGAUUUCGUCAUAUUAUCCACUGAUUCAUGGGAAGAAUUUGCUGAAGAAGCAUCUGCAUCUGUUGAAGCUACAUAUAUUUCUGGUGCUCAGGCAUAUCCUUGAACACUGCGGUUUCUGUGUGAAAUUCUGGUACCAUGGUGUGGGCCUUUGCCUCUUCAAAUCACGGUUGAGAUUAAAAAAUGAACUAUGACUUGUUGGCAUGUUAACCUUGAAUAUGAAUUUGUCAAAAAGCAUGCAAGCUGGGGAUUGAAGUUGUUUUGAGCGAGGAGAAACUGGAGAGAGGCGUGAUGUAUUGUUGUGUAUAAGUGCUAUGACUCUUCCUGAUAGGUCUCUCCCGCUUUUUUCUCCUUUUGGGUUUUGCACUUCCGAUGAGGAUUUGGUUCCUACUUCCUAGUUCCUUGUACUUGAAUCUUUUAGUUCUUCAAUCUAGUUAUAUUCUUCCGAUCCUUAAUAUAGGACCUAAUUGUUAA